CUCACACUCGAGGUCACCAAAACUUGGCUGUAGGCCGGCGUGAUUGUCACAAUUGAUAUGGCUCCAACAGAGUUCUUCCUCCUCUUCAUUCCCAAGAUUAUUUAGACUGCGGCCUUGAAACAUUACCCGCAUACUGAUCAUGGACGUCCACCGUUGUCGAUUCGUCCCCUACCCUUCCCGUCCCAUCAACACACUUGCAUUCUCCCAUCCUUCAGACGUCAGCCGCGACACCCCUACAGAUCUCCGACUUGCACUGGGACGCAACAACGGCGAUCUCGAGAUUUGGAACCCGCUCGGCGGCGCAUGGUUGCAAGAGGUCGUUUUCAAAGGUGCAAAAGACACCACAAUUGAACAAGUGGCGUGGACACAGGAUAUUCUUGCAUAUACUCAUGACUCCGCCUCGCCCUUUGAUAAGGGAAAUCUCCGCUUAUUCAGUACUGGCGGCUCCGAUUCAAUUACUGAAUGGGAUUUAGCCAGCGGAACGCCCAGGCGUCUGGUGCACACCGACAGUCAAGACAUUUGGUGCUUCGCCGCUCAACCGCAGAUCUCACAUGCAGAGGCUGGAGAUGACCUCGAUGCCGGUGCUGGGUCACAGCUACUAGCAGCAGGAUGUGGCAACGGAUCUGUUAUCCUAUUCUCGACCGCUGAUGAUGACCUGCGCUACCUACGCAGCCUCCCAACGCCGGCGUCCAGCAAAGCGAAAGUUCUGAGUGUGACCUGGCGUGACCGAAAGACAAUUGUGGCAGGCUAUGACGACAGUACUAUCCGAGUUUUUGAUGUUCCAACCAGAAGCAUUGUGCGGAACAUGUCCUUGGGCAAGCCUGUUGAAGGGAACGAGACGGUAGCUUGGGCUUUAAAAUGCCUCCCCGACGGCACCAUUCUGUCUGGUGACUCUACCGGCGAACUCAAGAUCUGGAACUCCAAAAACUACUCUCUCUCGCAAAGACUUAAAACCCACCAAGCCGACAUAUUAGACAUCUCUGCUAGCUCCAAGGGAGAUAUGAUUUUCACCGUUGGGGUUGAUCGGAGAACCGUGGCUUAUAUGCCAACAGGAAACAUUACAGGGACCAAAUUCCAGAGAUGGGCUGAGCUCAGCCAUAAACGGUAUCACAAUCACGAUGUUAAAUGUUCAGCUUCAUUUGAAAGCAAAGACCUAAGCAUUUUGGUCUCGGGAGGCAUCGACGGCGUCCCAGUUGUAACGCCCAUUCGGCGAUACCAAAGCGAAAACCACAUCUCCCUUACACACCUCCCCCAAAAGCCCCAGCUAUCGACCUCAACAAGUUCCAGGGUCUUUGUGGCCUGGUGGGAUCGUGAGAUCACCGUUUAUCACCUUCCUGCCCACAGCCCUUCAGUAAACACUGCUUUACCUAGGAAUCCCACUUACCAAGUAAUGACACGACUCUCGUUGCAACACAAAGAAGCCCUCGAAGACGUCCAGAUCUCAGAAAGAGGCGACAUUCUUGUUGCCGCAACUGCCAAUCGCCUCAAACUUUUUCAACUGCGAAAAGCCUUCGCUGCUGGACGACCGACAAUUCGAACCAAACAGAUUGAGCUUCCUUCACUUAUUGGGAAGCUGGGCGGAAGACAGGCUGCCGUUUCACCUGAUGGCAGAUGGCUUUUUGUGAUUCGCAGGGACAAUACAAUUAAUCUUGUCAAGAUAGUAUAUCCCAAGGACCCAAAACAGCCACCAAUCUUGCAUGAAAACAUCACAAAACUCUAUCGUUCAGCUAGACCCCGGAAUCAGACAUGCCUAGCAUCACAUGCGGAAACAAUCACACAGGUCGCAUUCUCAAGCGAUGGCCGAAUCCUGGCAAUAGGUUGCUUGGAUGGCUCAAUCGACACAUGGGUGCUUGAAGGCCACGAGGAUACCAGCCCCAUCCCUUCCAAUGGUACUUCUUCAGGUCGGCCCUCCGACUCAUCUUCUGAAUCUUCUUCUGAUGAGGAUGACGACGACGACGACGAUGUUGCUCCCGUCACUCAUGGCCAGAAAUGGGUUCGUAAUACUUCUGGCUCCAGCCUCCCAAGGCUGGAUUCGGCCAUCAUUGUCCUAACCUUUCGUCCGUCGUCCAUGUCUACGCCGCAUAAAGCCUCUGCCAAUGGCGAGUCCAACAUUGGCCUCCAUGCAACACGAAGGAAUCCACACCCUGUCGCUCACAAGCUUCCAAAUGCAGACGUCAAGCUGUUUGCUCUCACUGCUACCCAUCAACUCUUCGAGUUUGAUGUCUUUACGAAUAGCCUUAGUGAUUGGUCACGACGGAACCCACCUGAAUAUUUACCUGAGUCGUUGAGAAAACAGACGCAUCGCGUGGUAGGCUGCUUCUGGGAUACAAAUGAUCUGGUCCAGCGUGGGGAACGCCUUUGGCUCUACGGUCACAAUUACCUCGUCAUGGUGGAUGUCAGCCGGGAUUUCCCUCAGGGGUCAGAUACAAAGUUCAAGUCGCAGGAUACCUCGGACUUGAAGAGCGGGCAGAAAGGUCGCCUUGGCCCCUAUGAUGUGCUCGAACCAGCUCUCAAUGGUACAAGCACUCCAACAACGAGGGACUACGAGUCGAUAGAUGCGGGGGAAAAUCCACUCCACAGUAUUUACCAACCAUCACCCAGCAAAAAGAGAAAGCGACAGCAUUCGACCAAUGGCGCGGGAGCAGAGAUGAAGCCCUCAGAUCGAGGCGACGGCAUGGGGAGUGGGAUGCGAAAAUUUACAAGCACGGGAGAACAUGCCGAGAUCAUCAAUAUUGACAAUCCUGGCCAUGAAAAUCGUGACAGUGAAGCAAGCCCGGUUCAGAUUGACAACUUGGUACAACUACGACGCAACGGCGGGGAUCAGAAGCCACACGGUGGAAACGACGAAGACGGCAUUGGGGGAGAUCCGUCUGGCAUACUUUCGCAUACCAGCCAUUCUGCUAGAUUGCAGGACCAGUCAUCCAGCCCUCUUUCGUUUUACACACACUCGUACAAUUCGAUCUUGGGUAUUGGCAUCUUAGGGCCUCAAGGGUCACCGAUAUUGGAACAGCCCGUCAAGAAUCUAACUGAUGAUGGAUCUGCAACACGACUAUUGCCCACACCUGGCCCCAGGCUCGAGGUCGUCAUAGUCGAACGCUCGAUCUGGGAUAUGCCACACGUUCCACGCUUCGAUGGGGGCGAUUGGGGGAGCUGAUGUGGUUUCCCAGUUUUGACAAAUGAAGACUACCAUUUAGCAGGUCGCUGCCGCAACCAUGCAGGUCCGUCAGAGGUAGAUACACAAUGAUGUAUUUGUGGUUGCUUUUAACCUGGAUUUUUCAAGGGCGCUGCUGCCUGUCUGGCCAAGGAUUGAGAUAGAUGAUAGCAAGGGAGAUGGCUAGGAUGAUAGAUGGUGCUCCAACCAAGUCUUUGCAGUCAAAGAUUAUGCCAGCAACUAUCUUCUCGUUACACAUUAUAAAAGUGGGCUGAUGGGAUUUAUCCUCAACUUUGACCCGGCUUGCUACCCGGUAUAUUCGUG
This is a messenger RNA of Exophiala mesophila, 3475 nucleotides long. RefSeq lists its product as uncharacterized. Gene Ontology annotation, biological process: maturation of SSU-rRNA from tricistronic rRNA transcript (SSU-rRNA, 5.8S rRNA, LSU-rRNA). Gene Ontology annotation, molecular function: RNA binding; protein binding. Lineage: Eukaryota; Fungi; Ascomycota; Eurotiomycetes; Chaetothyriales; Herpotrichiellaceae. The record is from RefSeq and is a predicted model, not a curated record. The transcript has a single exon. Gene Ontology annotation, cellular component: 90S preribosome; t-UTP complex; small-subunit processome. The coding region runs from base 140 to 3154 and encodes 1004 amino acids.